AUGUCAAGAGCGCUUAGUUUUAGAGAAGAUUCAGUUAAACUCGAUGAUCCAAUCUCUAAUUUAAGUGAAAGAGUGUCAAAAAAAGAGUAAAUUCAAAUGAAACGAUAAUUAGAUAUUAUGCUUAAUCGAGUUAAAUUACUUGCUAUCCAAAAAUCAAAAUUGUACAUUUAAACUUAAUUUAGACAAACAAAACAGUAAUAAUCUGAAGACAGAAUUGAAUUUCUUAAUAAUAUUAGAAGUUAUAAUCAUUCGCAUUUUGAGAGAGUAUUGAGUUUAUAAUUCGGUAGGUUCAAAAAAACAAAGAGAUGAGAAAUCAAUCUCUGCAACUCUACAGGGAUAUUAAAAUGUAACAAAAAUAAGAUUAGAUUAAGCUUUAACAGCAAAUUCGUCUUUCUAUUUAAUAAUAAAAACAAUAAAAAUUUUAAUAAAUGAAACUAGAAUCAUUACAAUAUGAUAAAUUUAUUACUCUUUAAAGAGAGAGAUCUAAAUCUUUUAAUGUUGAGAAAAAGCAUAAAGUUUAAUUACAAGAACAAUAAAUAUAAUAAAAUCUGGAACAAUUUAAACAACUAAAAAAACAGUAACUCAAAUCCUAACAUAAUUAAGUUGUCUUAAAUAAUUAUCUGUAAAAAGCAAAUGAUUUUGUGAAAAUAAAUAAAUUAUGGGACUUGGAGAAAAGUAUGUUGGAUUCUUUGAGAAGCUCUACAAAAUCAAAAUUUAAAAUCUCUUUAACAAAAGCUUGA
Messenger RNA from Paramecium octaurelia, 740 nucleotides. The record is from the annotation of a GenBank genome assembly. NCBI's taxonomy places the organism in Eukaryota, Ciliophora, Oligohymenophorea, Peniculida, Parameciidae.